This is a messenger RNA of Loa loa (African eye worm), 330 nucleotides long. RefSeq lists its product as hypothetical. The transcript has 3 exons. The record is from RefSeq and is a predicted model, not a curated record. Lineage: Eukaryota; Metazoa; Nematoda; Chromadorea; Rhabditida; Onchocercidae. The coding region runs from base 1 to 330 and encodes 109 amino acids.
AUGGUAAAUUUCGACUUUGCUUCGGUGGGUAUAAACGAAGAUGAGAAAAGGUAUGAGAAAAUAUGUGAACGAGAAGAGCCAAGAGUGAAUAUGGAAUUAAAAUCAGAAGUAUAUUUACUUCAACUGAAUAAAAUUGUGCAUCUCUUUAAACGACAGUCAGAGAGAAUGACUAAUGGCAAGACAAAUCAUCACUGCUCUCAUCGACAGAGAUUGGCAGAGCAACAUUUUAAUGGAGCUUUACGUGACGAUAACCGCGAAGAGAUGAGUGGACACGCAUUCCUUGAUCACCAGAUGUUUGAAAAAGCCGGAACAACAGUGCACAGAUCUUGA